CUGACCUAACCACAGACAACGCAGCGCAUACCAAGAAUAUUCGACCUGGCAGAACAGAUUGCCUGCAUUUUCGCGGUGACAUGACUAAAAAAAAUAUUUAAGACCCACCCAAUCUGAAUUUAAGACAAUUUCAUACUUUUUAAGGCCUUAUUUUUAGGAAAAGUGAUUCAAGACUUUUAAGGACCAGCGGCCACCCUGAGGACACUGCCAGAAUAAUAGUUAAACGUCACAGAACACAUAAUUCUACUCAAACAUGGAUGUGGUGAUCAGACAGGACCUCUGUGAUGAAGAGAAGAGCUACAUUCAGAAGAGGCUUCAAAUAGUAGGUGACUGUCUGCGCAGUCACGGCAUUGUCUGUAAGCCUGAUGAAGUACCUCGUGUUGCACUACUCAGCUCUGGUGGAGGAGAGAGGGCCCAUAUCUCCUUUCUGGGUGUCCUACGUCAACUGGGGCAGGACAAUCUCCUGGACUGCUUCCUCUACAUGGCUGGAGUGUCUGGAUCCACAUGGGCCAUGUCUUCACUGUAUGCUGAUGCCCAUUGGUCGAAAAACGCGAAGGUCACAAUCAGCAGUGUCCUGAAGAGCAUAUCUGAGGGGGGAGACAUGGCAUUUUCCGAGGGUGUGCAGUGGAUCAGGAAGAGAUAUGAGGAGGGGGAUCUGUCCCUCUCGGAUGCCUGGGGAGUGAUGACUUGUGUUAUCAAAGGUGUACCGCUGGAGACAAGGACCCUGUCUGAUGAGGGAUCCAGAGGCCGAGAUGGUGCCAAUCCAUACCCACUCUACAGUGCUAUAGACCGGGCAUUCUUUGACAAGGACAAAGCGAAAAGGAAAGAGUUGUGGUUUGAGUUGAGUCCCCAUGAGGCAGGGUUCACGGAACCUGGGGCUUUUGUUAAGACAUCCCUGCUGAAACAGGACUUUGAGGGAGGAUGUGUAAAAUACUCUCCUAAGAGGAAGCCAAUGGACAUGGUUCAACUGCAAGGGAUUUGUGGAAAUGUUUUUGGAGAUGAGAAGCAAAACCAGAAACACAUCCUGGAUUGGAUCAAAAAAUCACUUUUGCCAAGGUCGCAAGGUGAAGCAGCCCCACUGUCAGGUGUGCUUAAGAUUGUGAUGGCACUGGUUGAAUUGGUGGAAUGUCCCCAUAACAUGGAUCAUUGCCACACAGUGUUGGCCAGGUUGAAAUCUGUUCUCGGAGAGGACUAUGGAAAAUUCAGCACCACACUCCUUGAACUGGAUCAUGAGAUGUGGACAGACAUGGAUGACCAGAAGAGGAAACAGCACAUGGAGAAUAUCUUUGAAGAACUCAUAGGAUCAGCAGAGGAGUGGGGCCAGGAGUUGAACAAUCUUAAUAACAAACUAACUGAUGUGUGGUGGGUCAUUAAACACAUCUUGCCAUUAUUCAAUGAAUGGCAAUUUGGAAACGUGGCCAAUUUCCUCUACCAAAUCAACGAGCCCAAGAUUCCUGAGGAAAUGUGCAAGGAGGACACGAUGCACCUGAUAGAUGCAGGGCUCUUCCUGAACUCUCCGUAUCCAUCCGUGCUGAGAGAGGCGAGAGAUGUGGACAUCAUAGUGUCCUUUGACUUCAGUGAGGAUGCUCCUUUUAAGUCAUUAAAGGGAGCCUGGAAUUAUGCAGCCGCCAACCAAAGAGCCUUUCCCGACAUAGACUUUAAGGCUCUGAACCCUGAGUCUGACUGUCCAAAGUCCUUCUAUGUUUUUGAGGAAGAAGGGAAGCCAACGGUGAUCCACAUCCCCCUCUUCAACAUUAGGAAUUGCAAAGAUGAGGCCACCAUCCAACAGGAAUGGAGGGAAUACGCCACCUUUCAGAUGACCUACAGGGGCAAAAAGAAGAUUGACCACCUGGCAGAUCUGGCUGCAGAAAAUGUGAACAGAGACGGCAUCCUGAAAGAGAUCCGAAAAGCAGCAGAGAGACGCAAGGCCAAACAUUGAGAACACACACACACACACACACAUGCACACACACACACAUAAGCAAACAAGGACACAAAAAUUAGUACAGCUAGGAUUUCAUUCAUUUCUAUAUGUUACAGUUUUUUUCAAUUGUUUACACGCAAUUUUGAAAACUGGGUUAUUUUUUUCAAAAUAUAAUCACAAUUAUCCAAACACCACACCCAAUUUGCAUAAUUCCUAGAUUGUUUGCAAAAUGACACACUUCAGUCAAAACAUACACACUGCUGUGAUAAAUAAAAAAACACAUUUGUAAAAAAAAAAAAAAUAGGAAAUAGCAUGUGCUAGAUUUUUAGCCAGACAUUGUUAUGUAAGGCAUAAUUUAGAUGACAAUAGUGACAAACCCACAACAUUCUUCAUGAUUAGUUUGAGAUAUACUGUAGGGAGAAUGUACACAAAUAGGCCUACUAUAAACCUACCAAGCACUGCACAACCCUAAUGUUGCAGACUGAAUAUUUCAAGUAUUUAUUUCAAUACUUACAGUAUUUUUUACCAUAAUCAGUUACAGUACAGUAAUCAACCAACAAUGAAAUCAAUGAAACAAAUAAAAUCUGUAGACAAAUAAAACAUACUUCAUGAAGUACAUACACUUUGACUCUGAAGAAAAACUAAGCAACAAGAAUACUGUAACUAUUCAUCAUCUCUCUGCCUCUUCCUCUAUCUCCUUCUUCUCCUCUUCCUCUACCUAAGCCUCCUCCUCUACCUCCUUCUCUU
This is a messenger RNA of Alosa sapidissima (American shad), 2671 nucleotides long. RefSeq names its product cytosolic phospholipase A2 zeta-like. The record is from RefSeq and is a predicted model, not a curated record. Gene Ontology annotation, molecular function: calcium ion binding; calcium-dependent phospholipid binding. The coding region runs from base 254 to 1939 and encodes 561 amino acids. Gene Ontology annotation, cellular component: nuclear envelope; nucleoplasm; cytosol. Gene Ontology annotation, biological process: glycerophospholipid catabolic process. The transcript is spliced from 15 exons. NCBI's taxonomy places the organism in Eukaryota, Metazoa, Chordata, Actinopteri, Clupeiformes, Clupeidae.